CUGGCAUUUUGACGGUUCAAAUACGCGCCUGUUCAGGAGUAAGCGUCGUACGCUAUUGACGGACGCUCUUCCUGUCACAACGCCCCUGCAACUUCAACAAGAACUGCCCCAAUUGGUAUCGUAAUGACGCCACAUUGCAAAUUCGGACUAUACAAACCUACCGGCAGACCUGCAGCGCACGCGCAGCCGUCGCGCGUUUCCGGUUGCACCUACCGCUCACCUGCCACCCGUCAUAUUUAUAAGCCUAACAGCGCGGAUAGUUACCUUACGUUUACCACAUCUAAUCACGACCAUUUUGAGGGCUUAAAUCGGGAACUGGCGGCCACUAAUAGCCCGCUUGACGCGGGCGACUUGCCGCUUCGCGGCGGCUCACCUCUCAAUGGAGUCCUGAACUCUGACGAUGACGUGCUGGAGGCUAGGGUGCCAGCAGCAGCUGUGCCGGCACCCACGAUUAAAGUGACUGGCGAGCUGCGGCGCAAGGCAUGGGCACUGAGCUCCGUGCUCAAGGUCUUUGUCAGCCGAGUGGACCCCAACUACGCCCAGCCCUGGCAGAUGUGUCCCCAGCGCACCAGCACCGGCAGCGCAUUCGUGCUGGACACCGACAAACGCACCAUCCUAACCAACUCGCAUGUGGUCUCCAAUGCCACGGCUAUCUACGUGCGGCGUCCGGGUCUCGCUAAGAAGUUCAAAGCCGAGCUGGUGUGCGAAGGCAAGGUGUGUGACCUAGCGCUGCUGACGGUGCGCGACGACGCUUUCUGGGCCGCGGAGCUGCGUGGACUCGACUUUGUGGACGUGCCUGAGCUGCAGAGCCCCAUUGCUGUUGCGGGCUACCCUGUUGGAGGUGACAACAUCAGCGUUACAAAGGGUAUCGUGUCUCGCAUCGCACUGGUUCGGUACUCGGCGACCGCUCGGCUGCUGUCCAUCCAGAUCGACGCGGCCAUCAACCCAGGCAACAGCGGGGGACCCGCGUUCGUGGACCUGGAGGGAGGCAAGGUGGCAGGUGUUGCCUUCAGCAAGAACGUGAGCACCUCCACCGACAACAUCGGCUACAUCAUUCCGCACCGCGUCGUCAAGCACUUCCUCGCGGAGGCCGAGACGCACGGGUGCUAUCGCGGGGUGCCCUCCCCGGGCUUCCUCACGCAGGACCUGGAGAACCCGGCGCAGCGGGCGUACCUGCGGAUGCCCGACGGCGCCUCCGGCGUCAUGGUGGUGAAGACCGACCCGCUCAGCGGUGCGCACGGCACCCUGCUGCGGAACGAUGUGGUGCUCGAGGUGGACGGAGUGGCGGUGGCGGACGAUGGCACGGUUGAGUUCCGAGAGGACGAGCGGCUGGAGUUCGCGCACAUCAUCCGCGCCAAACACAUCGGAGAGGACGUCCACUUUAAGCUGCUGCGGGACGGACAGGAGGUGUGUGUCAGCUACCCGCUGCGCGCCAAGGACCACCUGGUUCCCGUACUCGACGCAGUGGACGCAGUACCGUCGUACUUCAUCGUGGGGGGCCUGGUGUUCGCGCCGCUGUCCAGCCCCUUCCUGGAGAUGGUGUUUGGGGGCGGGGGCGGCAGGCGCAGCCGUCGGGCUGACGUGCCGGUUCCGGUGCUGGCGGCGCUGAACCAGAACAAGAUCCGCAAGGGGCAGCAGGUGGUGCUGCUGGUGCAGGUGCUGGCGCACGAGAUCAACCACGGCUACCGAUACAGCGUCACCCCCUGCGAGAGCUUCAACGGCCGCCGCCUGCACUCGCUGCGCCACCUGGCACACUUGGUAGACACGUGCGAUCAGCCCUUCCUCAACUUUGGACUGGAGGGCGGGAGGUUGAUUACGCUGCAAACGGCGGAGGUGCGGGCAGCUGGGCCGCAGAUUCUGUCCACCAACGCGAUUUCGUCUGACCGCUCCCCGGACAUGCGGCUGCCCCAGCCGGAGGAUGAGGACUGGGAGGCCGCGGGGCGCUGGAGCGACGAAGAGGACCCGCUACUGGGAAACGGCGGGGGCAUUGGAGGCGACAGCGACCAAGAUGGGUAGAGGAAGGAGGACAUGGGUUGCGUUGCGAAUUGGGUGGCGAGGGAAUUCGUGGACGUUGCUAUAGAACGGGCGGAUUGAUGUUUGCGAGGCGAGGAAGCGGAAGGUGGAUGGAAGAUUGGAAGGAUUGCUGUUUUGAGCAAUGGGGGCUUCAGGUCUGGAGGAAUGAUGGGUGGUGACAGUGGCUAUGGCUAUGGACGGAUGGUAUGAGAAUCGGACCUUUGGUGUUUUUAUGAACGUGUUUUGAGGUUGCCUCGGUUAGGCCCGAAGACUUACGUGGAAAGUGUUUUUUCCGAUGGCAAGUACGUGACACAUUGGGAAGCGUGUGCAUGCUGUGCAUCACGCCUUCCAAACUGCGAACUGGUUCCACUCGUCGACUCCUUUAUCCGCAUAUGUGCAUGUGCAUAUUGCAUCUGCACGGCUGUACGGUUGUGUCGUAGACGCAACAGCAGAGGUUUCGGGCGCCUAGAGUCGAAACCCCGUGUUCUGUUUCCGAAGGUGGGAGCUCCUGCUGCUGCUGAAAACAAAGCUGUUUGGUGUCCCGUGUCUGUUGGUUGGUUCUCUUGGUUUGGUCAGUUUGUUGGCUGGAUGACGACGUUAUAUGGUGGCUGUGCUAACUCGAAGAUGAACCCGGACAACAGCUUCGCCCGCCUUGUUAUGUCUUAAACGCUCACGUGUGGUGGUGCGUGUGUUGUGGUAUCGGUACGGCAAGGACCCGUGGCGUGUAUGUGUGGAGCCGGUGGUGUCCAGGAGACGUUUUCGACCUGCCUGCUGCGGGUAAGGAUGAGUCCGUUCCACGUCCCAAAUCCUGCAUCACUUUUUGGGCGGAGCCCUUGCCGUGAUGCGGCAUUAAAGGGGGUUGGGGCACCGUUUCAUUCGAGGCACCGUUGGCUGGUCAGGCCAUGUGGGCUCUCCCUUCACACGUCUCCUCCUUGAUUCCUACAUCAUUCACCAUAACCGGCAUCAUGCACUCGUCGCCUGCGGACGCACGUUCUCCGGGGUGUGCUGGCGUAUGGCGAGCUCGGGUCCGCACUCAACGUUUCUGGUGUCACAGUGUCCGACCAGCUGGAUGCCUUGCUUGCGCGGGUGCCGCGUAGCUGGGCUCUUGCGGCACAGGAGGUCCUUACGGGAGCUGUGGCAGUUCCUACGGCCCAGGAAGCCUGGGCAGCCAUCUUGCGCGGCCUUGUGUGGCAGAGCGCCAGUGGCCUUCGUGUGCCCGCCCUCCGCCUCACAGUCCGGCUCGGCACGCAGCUCCAACUCUCCCCCGCGUUUCAAGACCUGGCCAGCAAACAUACUGCGUACAUCUGCGAGGCGUACGGUGUGGAGGCUGUGCCGCAUGACGCGUUGUCUUGCCUGCGGAGCACCUUCCGGCGCCUCUGGCGGCUGCGCUGGGAGAGCUGCCACAAGGAGGCUUUGUGGCGGCUUGCCCUCAACGGGAUAGCGGGGUUUCCACUGGCAGCCUCACACGUCGCACGUGCGGCCGCUGAGGGUCGCGAGUUGGCACGGUUCUGUCCAUGCGGUGUUGCCAUGUCGGGCGGUGGGCAGUGUUGGGUGCGCCGGCAUUUGUUCUGGGACUGCUGUGUUGCUAGGAACCUCCGUGAGGCUAUGGGUGCGGUUAUGGGGGUUGCGGAGGGGCCUCUCAGUGUUGAGUUUUCGCGGGCCCAGCUAUGGCUUGUUUUGCCCCCACGUGGGAUUCAGCCCGUCGUUUGGGAUGUUGUGGCUUUGGCUGCUCUGGCGGCACUGGAGAGAGGCCGCCAGUACUUGUAUCGUGAUUGGGAUUCACGUACACCUGUUUCCCCUGGUCGUCUGCGACACAUCGGCGCCGAGGUGGUUGUUGAUUUCUGGGCUAGGAUAUCCUCGUUCGCCAGUUUAGGUAUCAUCCCCCGGGGUUGGGCCUCGGUCCCGUCGGACCACCCGUUCCUUGCCCGUCAGGGUGGCCGUGUUGUGUUUUGUGGGCCGCCUGAUUCCGGUUCUCCCCCUAGUUCUCCAUGAUUGUGCCUCUGGUUGGACUCCUGGGGCCUAGUUUGGCUUAGCCUCGGUCUGCGGCCAUGUGUGUUUGGUGUUGGUGAUACAUGGUCUGACACUUGGUCAUCGGCUCCCUCCUCAGUGCGGGAUGUCCCCCUUCGGACAUGUUUCCUUCAGUUCAUUCGUGGGCCCUGUGGCUCUCUGUACUAAGUACUUCGGCUGUCCGUGCUUGGUGUCGGUGGUUUGCGGCCUUUCUGUCGGGCCUGGUGUGCCCCCUGGGGUAGGGCGGUCAACGCUCUGUUGGAAUGUACGUCU
Molecule: messenger RNA, 4293 nt
Organism: Astrephomene gubernaculifera
Lineage: Eukaryota; Viridiplantae; Chlorophyta; Chlorophyceae; Chlamydomonadales; Astrephomenaceae
Source: the annotation of a GenBank genome assembly